Messenger RNA from Papaver somniferum (opium poppy), 729 nucleotides. RefSeq names its product F-box/kelch-repeat protein At3g23880-like. Gene Ontology annotation, molecular function: protein binding. The record is from RefSeq and is a predicted model, not a curated record. Bases 1 to 729 code for a protein of 242 amino acids. The transcript has a single exon. NCBI's taxonomy places the organism in Eukaryota, Viridiplantae, Streptophyta, Magnoliopsida, Ranunculales, Papaveraceae.
AUGGUGAACAUCCCAGAAGAUAUUAUGUUAGACAUAUUGGUUAGGUUGCCCGUGAAAUCGAUUGGGCGAUUCAGGUGCGUAAACAAAGCUUGGUCCAACUUAUUGAAAGACACUAAAUUUGUUAAAAUGCACCUAAAACAUGCAGUUGAAAUGAACAAAUUAAGUCUUAUGCUUCGUCAGGAUAGCGAUAGCAUUAAAACCAUAGGUUAUAAUCUAUCGUUGUCUACAGAUAAUGGUCUCGUGAAUGUCGAUUAUCCCCUUAAAUAUGAAACCAGAGGAGUUCAAUGUUUGGGAUAUUGUGAUGGAUUGGUUUGGUUUGUUUGCGAGGGCUGGCUUGCGACAAGUCAUGUUUGCAUUUGGAAUCCGGCUACAAAUGAAUAUAAAGAAUUACCGGUUACACCACCUGAGUCACUAAACGGCAUGAGACGUUUUGAAUGUGGAUUUGGUUAUGAUUACGAGAUUGAAGAUUUCAAAGUGGUGAGUCUAAUGAGCUGCGAUUCUUUUGAGGGUUUUUGGUCCGAGGUUCAAGUUUACACAUUAGGAUCGAACUCAUGGAGAGGAAUUGGAAAAAUCCCUUAUGAUGUUUAUGAUCCAAUGGCUGAUAUGGCACGGGUGCCUGUUAAUGGAGCUCUUCACUGGAUCGUUGUACGUACCACUGGUGCUUCGAGUGUUAUCAUUUCUUUUGAUUUAGCACAAGAGAUUAUCCAAGAGAUAGCACUGCCUAACUAG